Phodopus roborovskii (desert hamster) is the source of this 10538-nucleotide messenger RNA. RefSeq names its product A-kinase anchoring protein 13 (gene Akap13). The record is from RefSeq and is a predicted model, not a curated record. Gene Ontology annotation, biological process: regulation of Rho protein signal transduction; adrenergic receptor signaling pathway; positive regulation of canonical NF-kappaB signal transduction. Gene Ontology annotation, molecular function: MAP kinase scaffold activity; guanyl-nucleotide exchange factor activity. Gene Ontology annotation, cellular component: membrane; actin cytoskeleton. NCBI's taxonomy places the organism in Eukaryota, Metazoa, Chordata, Mammalia, Rodentia, Cricetidae.
AGUGCUUGGGUUCGGUGGACGCCGCGGUGCUUGCUCCUCGCCCCAGCCGCCGCCGAAGGAGCGGCCGCCUAUUGUCCUUCUUCGCCGCCAAGGAGCGGAGCUGCUCCGGCUCGGCCCGCGGGGGAGCCCGGGGAGCCGCACGUGUCCUGGGUCAUGAAACUUAGUCCACAGCAAGCUCCGUUAUAUGGCGAUUGUGUUGUUACAAUACUGCUUGCUGAAGAGGACAAAGUUGAAGAUGAUGCUAACUUUUACUUGAUAUUUUCUGGUUCUACCCUCUAUCACUGUACAAGUACCCGGAAGGUCAGUUCUGAUACGUUGGAGACAAUUGCUCCUGGUCAUGACUGCUGUGAGACGGUGAAGGUGCUGCUCUGUGCUUCCAGAGGGGGCCUGCCCGUGUUUGUAGUAGCCGAAGACAACUUCCAUUUCGUUCAGGAUGAGGCGUAUGAUGCAGCUCAGUUCCUGGCAACCAGUGCUGGCAAUCAGCAGGCUCUGAACUUCACUCGUUUCCUUGCUCGGUCAGGACCCCCUUCUGGAGAUGUCAACUCUCUUGAUGAGAGGGUUGCACUGGCAUUCAGACACCUGAAACUACCAGAGGAAUGGAAUGUGUUAGGGGCGGAGCACACCUUGCAUGAUGGUGGACCCCGGGAAACAUUAAUGCAUUUUGCCGUGCGGCUGGGACUAUUGCGGUUGACAUGGUUCCUGUUACAGAAGCCAGGUGGCCGUGGAGCGCUCAGCAUCCACAACAAGGAAGGGGCAACGCCUGUAAGCCUGGCAUUGGAACGAGGUUACCACAAGCUCCACCAGCUACUGACUGAGGAAAAUGCUGGUGAACCGGAUUCCUGGAGCAGUUUAUCCUAUGAAAUCCCCUAUGGAGACUGUUCAGUGAGGCACCACCGAGAAUUGGACAUCUACACGUUGACUUCUGAAUCUGAAUCACAUCAUGAACCCCAUGGAGACAGUUGUACUGGACAUAUUUUUAAACUUAUGAAUAUCCAACAGCAGCUAAUGAAAACAGACUUGAAGCAGAUGGACAAUCUUAUGCCCAUAAUGGUGACAGCACAGGAUUCUUCUAGUGUGCCCAGUGCACCAGAGACAGAUGGCCAGGUCCUUUCCUGUGCACCAGAGCCUUCUGACCAGCAGCCGCUUUCUUCUGAAGAAACUGAGAGCACUCUGUGCUGCCGAGGGAGUCCUGUGAGGAAGGCUGAAAGUUCCUGUGAUCUGUCAAAUGUGGCUGAGGAAGAAAAUGUAGUCUGUUCUCAUAAGAAAAAUAAAGAUGUGGGGAGGAAGGGGGAAGAGGAGGAGCCAGCAUCCGCUGUGGACUCCGGGUCUGCAGCUCAUCAAGACAGCUGCCCUCAGAGCAUAUCUGACUGUGGAGUCAAGGGCACAGAAGGCCUUCCAUCCUGUGGAAACAGGAAUGAAGUAACUGGAACAAAAUAUUCUGGAGUGGCCACAUGUCAGCAGCCCCCGAGCAGCAGGGGCAGUGUGCUGCAGGAAGUCACUGUCGCAGAGCCAGGUGUGUGCCAGCAUUCUUCUGGAAGGGUGCUACUAGACAGUUCUUUACCAGAUGCUGAUCCCCCAGAGAAUGUAGGGGAACUGGAACAUAGCUUACUGAACCCAAGUGCUACUACCCAGGAGAAUGAGCAUCAAGUAGGGGAAGGCACAAAGGAAAGACUGGAAAAUUCUGAUGUCAGCAUGACUGAGGGGUCUGGUGUUCAAGUUCUACAAGAACCCAUGGAGAAAGCCAAUAUUACAAACCACGUCUUCGCCGCUAGUGCCCUGGGUGCCAACCUGCCUGCUGGGCCUUCGCCUCCCUUAAGCCCUGGAGAAGCCACCGCUGAGAAAGCAGGAAAGGGGGCUCAGGAGAGAAUCUGUAAAGAGAGGACUGAUGCUUUAAGUGACCAGGGCUCCCUGGUGUCUCCAGCUGGUGUGGAAGACAGGGUGUCAGGUGGGCCAGAGCCUGGUGCUCCUCUAGCAGGCCCAUGUGAGGCGCCAUCGCCCCUGGCUUCAACCUUUUCUGGACCAACACCAGAUGGGAUGUCAAACCAGAACUCAGAAUCUGAUUCAUGGCACGCUCCAAGCCCAAACAGCGAGGCACCCCCUUGUUCUACAACUGGGCCUGGUGCAUCUUGUGCUGAGUCUUCCUUUCAACAGAACACAGUGACUCCUAGUGGUGAGUUGGUUGUAAAACAUGACAGUGGUAAAGUCAGCCUGCCUGACAGUGCAAUAACACAGCCAAAUGUGCAAGAUCCGGGCACUGCCCUCUGCCCAGAAGACCCACAAGCUGACACGGCCGCUUCUGACACUGUGAAAAGUACCCGGGAAUCUGUGGGGGUUUGUUCACUGUGUGUUUUAGAUGCAAAGAACCAGGGAAAAGAUUUAAAAAGUGAUACAACUUUAACAGAUACGCUUGAGGAUGCUUCACAUUUGCCUUCAGUUGCCACCCAAACUGAGAAAGAACCAGUGCCAGGCCAGGUAACACCACCAGGCAGCAGUUUCUCUCUGGCAGGCAGUCCAGAGGGUGAAUCAGUAACCAAAGAUGAUGCACUUUCUCUUGUCCCCUCCCAGAAAGAAAAAGAAACAGCAACUGCUCACCUCCAUACAACUAUAGCUUAUAGAGAUGGCCCAGAUGGAGGAGAAUCAAAUGAUCCCAGUAAGCUAGGAUUUGGGGCUGCUGGCCUGUCUGUAUCCCCUGCUGUAGAGCUUCAGCCUAGCAUGGGAAAUACCAGCCCUGUAGGCCUUGGUGGAGAACAGGAGGGCCCUGGGCCAACAGCAACACCUGAAGUUCUGAGCAAUGCUGCUUCACAAGGUGUGGAUAAAGCUGCUUUGGUCUCCAACUCUCUCCUGCCUGAGGAAGGCGGCAGUCUGGUGGUUCCUGAAAGCUCAGCAGUUCUGGGGCAAGGUGACCAGGAUAAAGCAAUGGGGUGUUCUUCCGUUAAAGAAGAUACACAGUCUUCAGAUAUGUCAAGGGGAAACCAGAGGACACCGCCACCUCUUGGGCUGGAGAUACCGAGAUUAUGUGAAAAACCUAUGUCAGCCAACUGUGCUGGGGAGAGAGCCCUGCAGCCCAGUAACUCACCAGGCAUACCUUCUGCUGAGCUGAAAACAGAAACUAAGCAAAACAAGGAAGUGGCCACACAGAUCUCCCAGCUGACUGAAGGUGGGGCUGCAAAGAGCCCGGUGCCACCAAAAGCAAGACUGGCUGCAGAUUCAAAGCAGAAAGCCUCGGGUGCAGAGCAGAGUGUCUCAUCUCUGCUGCCUGAUGCAUCUGAGGCACUUCAUUGCAAUCAGACUUCUGCUCUGGAUGUUGGUGUGAAUACUCAGUUCCAAGGGGAAACCAAGGCUAGUGAGGUCAGCAGAAAUGUGAUGGAGGAUGUUACAGUGUCUAAUGCCUUACCAGCUACUGCUGAUCCCAGAAGAAAUGAUCCAUCCUACCAUGUCAAAGACAGUCCAGUUUCAGAGUUGUUAAACCAAGAGAAGAAAAUGACUCCAAGUGUGCCAGAAGCUUUACUGGACAAAGGUGUCACUGGCUUACAAGAAGUCAUAACCUCAGAGAUAGUACCACUUGAUUGCAAGAGAGAGAAACUGGAGGGAACAGACCUCAGCCAUGUCAUGAGUAACUCCAGGGAAGCCCCAAACAGUGAAGACACAGUGCAACCUCUUGACAGGGUCUGCCCCACAGAGAUAGGACUCUCAGCUCUCAAUGACAAUGUCCUUCCAGCUGGCACGAAGCAAGUCCCACAGACCUCAAUCCAGACCUCUCUACCUGGAGUCGAAGCUACACAUAUGCCCGUGGGAGCAGACCCCAUAGAGGAGACUGCCACUCGUAUAGUGGAGGCCGUCAUCAAGCGAGUCAAGGCCACCAACCCACUGUUGACUAAGGGAGAAAUCAUCGAUCCAUCACUGUCCAUCCCAGAGUCAGGGCAGCUGCAGAAUGUUUGUACAGAGAGCCCAUGCACUUUCCUGCCUGGGGAGACCCUGCAAAUGGAUAAUAUUCACGAAGAAACCACUGGGAACUGUGUUGUUGAAACAGAGGAACCGGAGAAAAUUAUCCCACCUGCCAACAGGCCUGAGCCAGCACCAGAAAUGCCAGACACUAAAGCUGAAGAUGAAGAGGAUUUUCAGAGUAAGACCACAGCUCCUUCUGAGGAGGAGGCUCUAGGAAAUGGAACUACCACACCCAAAAUGAAGCAAGGCCCCGGGACCCAGGCGAUCAACAGAGAAAGCUGGUGUACCAUAGAGCCAUGCCCUGAAGCAGCAUCUCUUUUGGCUUCCAAACAGAGCUCAGAAUGCGAGAGCUUCUUAGAUGUUGGACUGGGCACAGAGUGUGCCUCAAAAGAAGGUGUGCUUCAGAGAGGGUCAGGGAGUGAUUCUGACCUCUUUCACUCACCCAGCGAUGAAAUGGACAGCAUCAUCUUCUCAAAGCCUGAGGAAGAGCAGUUACUUUGUGAUACCACAGGAUCCAGUUCUUCUACAGAUGACACAGCUUCCCUGGAUCGACAUUCUUCUCAUGGUAGUGAUGUGUCCCUUCCUCAGACUUCAAAGUUAAAUAGGUCCAGAAAUCAUCAAAGCCCCGACGGCUUUUUCAGCCAUGGAGUGGGACCUGAGAGUCGGGAGAGUGAGGGUGAGCCUGCUGGCUCUGGUGAAAUGGAAGAAGAGGAAAUGGACAGCAUCACUGAAGUGCCUGCAAAUUGCUCUUUUCUGAGGAGCUCCAUGCGCUCUCUUUCACCUUUCCGGAGACACAGCUGGGGUCCUGGGAAGAAUGCAGCCAAUGAUGCAGAAAUGAACCAGCGCAGUUCAAUGCAAGUUCUUGGGGAUGUUGUCAGGAGACCUCCCAUUCAUAGGAGAAGUAUGAGCUGGUGUCCCUCUGGUGUGCAAUAUUCGGCUGCCCUGAAUCCUGACUUUAAUUUCAGAAGUUUCAGCCUGGAAGGCUUGACAGGAGGAGCUGGUGUUGGAAACAAGCCAUCCUCGUCUCUAGAAAUGAGCUCGGCAAACUCUGGUGAGCUCAGAAACACUUUCAGUAGUGAGGAACAGAGAGACUCUCUGAUGUCACUUUCAGAAGAACAUCUGGAGCCAGACCAGAGACAGCAUCAUAGGAUGUUUGACCAACAGAUGUGUCACAGGUCUAAACAACAGGGAUUUAAUUACUGUACAUCAGCCAUUUCUUCUCCAUUGACAAAAUCCAUCUCAUUAAUGACUAUUAGUCAUCCUGGAUUGGACACUCAGCAGCAGUUGAAGCCAUCAAGGUGGAUCUCCUUUUCCCUCAGUGUUUCUCCACUCCUCCUUAAAUCUAAAACUCUCUUUUCUUUUGGCUCCUCUUAUUCCAGUGAUGAGGAGGAGGAGUUGCAUAAUUCACGGCCCUUCCACAGUACCAGUGCUAACCUGACUGAGAGUAUAACAGAAGAAAACUAUAACUUCCUGCCACCGAGCCCCUCAAAAAAGGAUUUUGAAGGGAAGAGUGGGACAAAAGUUAGUCGCACCUUCAGCUACAUCAGGAAUAAAAUGUCCAGCAGCAAGAAGAGCAAAGAAAAGGAAAGGGAAAAAGAUAAAAUUAAGGAGAAAGAGAAAGACUCUAAAGAGAAGGAGAAAGAUAAGAAGACUGUUAACGGGCAUGCUUUCAGUCCCAUUCCUGUUGUGGGUCCCAUCAGCUGCAGCCAGUGCAUGAAGCCUUUCACCAACAAAGAUGCCUACACUUGUGCAAGUUGUAGUGCUUUUGUCCACAAAGGCUGCAGAGAAAAUCUAGCCUCCUGUGCAAAGGUCAAAAUGAAGCAGCCAAAAGGGAGCCUCCAGGCACAUGAUACAUCAUCGCUGCCUACAGUCAUCAUGAGAAACAAGUCUUCACAACCCAAGGAGCGCCCUAGGUCUGCAGUUCUCUUGGCCGAUGAGGCCACUGCUGUACCAGUGUUUACUAACAGACGGUCCCAGCAGAGUGUCUCCCUCUCUAAAAGUGUUUCCAUACAGAACAUCACUGGAGUUGGCAAUGAUGAGAACAUGUCAAACACCUGGAAAUUUCUGUCUCAUUCAACAGACUCACUGAAUAAAAUCUGCAAGGUCAAUGAAUCAACAGAAUCACUUACUGAUGAGGGAGUAGGUACAGACAUGAAUGAAGGACAGCUGAUGGGAGACUUUGAAAGUGACUCUAAACAGCUAGAAGCAGAGUCCUGGAGCCGAACAGUAGACAGCAAGUUCCUUAAACAGCAGAAGAAAGAUGUGGUCAAGCGGCAGGAAGUGAUUUAUGAGUUGAUGCAGACAGAGUUACAUCACAUCCGCACACUCAAGAUCAUGAGUGACGUGUACAGCCGAGGGAUGAUGACAGACCUGCUAUUUGAGCAGCAGAUGGUAGAAAAGCUGUUCCCUUGUUUGGAUGAACUGAUCAGUAUCCAUAGCCAGUUCUUUCAGAGAAUCCUAGAGCGGAAGAAGGAGUCUCUGGUGGAUAAAAGUGAAAAGAACUUUCUUGUCAAGAGGAUAGGGGAUGUGCUUGUCAAUCAGUUUUCAGGUGAGAAUGCAGAGCGCUUGAAGAAGACAUAUGGCAAGUUCUGUGGACAUCACAACCAGUCUGUCAACUACUUCAAAGACCUCUAUACAAAGGAUAAGCGUUUCCAAGCCUUUGUGAAGAAGAAGAUGAGCAGUUCAGUGGUAAGAAGACUCGGAAUCCCUGAGUGCAUAUUACUUGUAACUCAGAGGAUCACCAAGUACCCAGUUUUAUUCCAGAGGAUACUGCAAUGUACCAAAGACAAUGAAGUGGAGCAAGAAGACCUAGCUCAGUCCCUGAGCCUGGUGAAGGAUGUGAUUGGAGCCGUGGACAGCAAAGUGGCAAGUUAUGAGAAGAAAGUGCGUCUCGGGGAGAUUUACACCAAGACCGAUAGCAAGUCGAUCAUGAGGAUGAAAAGUGGGCAGAUGUUUGCCAAGGAGGAUCUGAAGCGGAAGAAGCUGGUGCGGGAUGGGAGUGUGUUUCUGAAGAGUGCAACAGGAAGGUUGAAAGAGGUUCAAGCAGUUCUCCUCACUGACAUUCUAGUUUUCCUUCAAGAAAAAGACCAGAAAUAUGUAUUUGCAUCCUUGGACCAUAAGUCAACUGUGAUCUCCUUAAAGAAGCUGAUUGUAAGAGAAGUGGCACAUGAAGAAAAAGGUCUGUUCCUCAUCAGUAUGGGGGUGAAGGAUCCAGAGAUGGUGGAGGUCCAUGCCAGCUCCAGAGAGGAGCGGAAUAGCUGGAUUCAUAUCAUACAGGAUACAAUCAACUCCCUGAACAGAGAUGAAGAUGAAGGGAUUCCUAGUGAGAAUGAAGAAGAAAAGAAAUUGUUGGAUAUGAAAGCCCGGGAGUUAAAAGAACAACUUCAACAGAAGGACCAGCAGAUCCUCCUCUUGCUGGAAGAGAAGGAGAUGAUUUUCCGGGACAUGACUGAGUGCAGCACUCCCUUGCCAGAGGAUGGCUCGCCAACCCACAGCCCAAGAGUCCUCUUCCGAUCCAACACAGAGGAGGCUCUCAAAGGAGGACCAUUGAUGAAAAGUGCAAUAAGUGAAGUGGAAAUCCUCCAGGGUUUGGUGAGUGGAACCCUUGGUGGCACACUUGGACAGCCCAUCAGCAGCCCUGUUGAGCAGGAAGUCAUGGCUGGUCCCAUUUCCUUGCCCCGGAGAGCAGAGACCUUUGGAGGAUUUGACUGUCAUCAGAUGAAUGCUUCCAAAGGAGGUGAGAAAGAAGAGGGUGAUGACGGCCAAGAUCUUAGGAGAACAGAAUCGGAUAGUGGUCUGAAAAAGGGUGGAAAUGCUAACCUGGUAUUUAUGCUUAAAAGAAACAGUGAGCAGGUUGUCCAGAGCAUCGUUCACCUCCACGAACUCCUUAGCAUGCUGCAGGGUGUCGUGCUACAACAAGAUAGCUACAUUGAGGACCAGAAGCUGGUGCUGACCGAGAAGGUACUCACAAGGAGUGCGUCCCGCCCCAGCUCUCUGAUUGAGCAGGAGAAGCAGCGGAGCCUGGAGAAGCAGCGCCAGGACCUGGCCAACCUUCAGAAGCAGCAGGCACAGCACCUGGAGGAAAAGCGCAGGCGUGAGCGAGAGUGGGAGGCCCGGGACCAGGAGCUAAGAGAGCGAGAGGCCAAGCUGGCCGAGAGGGAGGAGGCAGUCCGCCGUAGACAGCAGGACUUGGAGAGGGACCGUGAAGAGCUCCAGCAGAAGAAGGGCACUUACCAGUGUGAUUUGGAGAGACUACGGGCUGCCCAGAAGCAGCUGGAAAGAGAACAGGAGCAACUGAAGCGGGACACAGAGCGGCUCAGCCAGAGGCAGAUGGACCAGGACUUCUGCCAGGUCUCGAAUAAACACGGCAGGCUGAUGCGAGUCCCGUCCUUCCUGCCCAAUCCGGAUGAGUUCUCCUUGCCUUCUGCACCUUCCAUAACCAAAUCGGGGUCAUUGGACUCAGAACUUUCAGUAUCUCCUAAAAGGAACAGCAUCUCUCGGACACACAAAGAUAAGGGGCCUUUUCAUAUACUGAGUUCAACGGGCCAGACGAAAGUUCCAGAGGGGCAGAGCCAGGCCCCCGCCAGCACCUCCACUUCCACCCGCCUUUUUGGGUUAGCUAAGCCAAAGGAAAAGAAGGAGAAGAAAAGGAAGGGCAAAGGAAGCCGCUCUCAGCCUGGUGAUGGUCCUGCUUCGGAAGUAACAACAGAGGGUGAAGAGAUCUUCUGUUGACCGUCUCCUCUGCCAGGCAGCCACCGUCCUACCCUGACCUGAUGGCAGUACUGCUGCGGCACUCCGGCGGCCCCUCGUGCACAAGUCUCCUACACUGGACGCCCGCUACCCCUCAGCGUCCAGUCGUCCUGAGCUACCCCAGGUGCUGGACAAGAAAGCGCGACACCUGCAUGUCGGGGUGGGGAAAGGACACCUGAGCCGUGAUCUGUGACUGCCCAGGAUUUGGGUGGGCCUGGCCUUACUCAGGGUAUUACACCGAAAGUAGUGACCCCAGAAGUAGGUGAUAGCUUAAGACACGUCAGGAUUCCAUCAAGGCUCAAAGAGGUUUUCCAAAUGCAACCAGAAUCAAAGAGCAGAUAGUGUAGCCUUCGUCUGUGUACACAGCCUUCCUUCCAAUCAGGAUAGCUUGGGCCAAGGGCAAGCCCAUGCCUGGCUGGUGGUGUGCAGGUAUACAGUGUUUCACCCUGUGGUCCUGAGAGUGGGUCCCUUGAGACGGCCCCUGUACACACACCACCCCCUUCAUAUGUCUUCCUCAUUUUAUUGUAGGAAGAACAACAGUGUGUGAAGUCAGCGAGAGGCCUGAUGUGUAGGGAAAGCACGUAGUCUGCACCACUUGAUCUCCAUACACUAGGCUGAACUGUCUGUCUCACUUCACAUUCAGAUCAGGAAGAAACAUACUGUUGUCCCGGGUGCCCAUCUAAAUGCUCUGGGCACAGAGGAAAUAGACAGAACUCUUCUCCACUGUCCCCAGUAUGACACCUUCUAGUUGUUACUGGACUCCCUGUGGGUGCUCUCAAGCCACCUGUGUGGUCUAGACUGUCCCGAGGCCUCUCCAUGCCCUGCUCUAGGGUUACUGGUUCAGGUGCAGCAGUAAAGUCUGGUUGGUGGUUUCACCAAUACAGACAGGGGAGCUGGCCCUGGAGUGUGUCUGGCCGGCUUCUCCAGUCACUUCCUGUCACACGGCCUCCUCCUCACAUACGGUUUUCAGAUGCAGUUUGCUUGGUUGUGCUCUUACCCUUAAAGCUGUCAAGUGCCGCCUAUCUCUCUUCUCACCCUCCAUCUCCACGUGUUGAUCUAAGCGUGCUUGAGGCUCCCACGAGCUUGUGUGUGCAGGACAGUUCAUUGGUAAUGUGCCCUCCAGGGCUCACGCACCUGUCCCUCAGGCUACUCCCCGCGAGGGCCGUGCUGAGGUCUGUGCUUCACACGUGGCCUUCAGUUCCUGGUUUUGCCCUCAGAAGCAUGGGCCUUCGAGCACAGUUGUGCAAAAACAAACCUGUGUCUUGGUGCUUGAUGGUGAGCUGCAAGCUGGACUUGCAGAUACAGAUAUUUAUCUUUCAGUUUACUUGAAAGAAUUCUGAUUUAAAUUUUUUAGCCUAAAUUUUGUUUUAUUUAUUUUGUGUUUGUGUUUUGUUUUUAUUUUAUUUUGAAAGCAAACCAGUACUGGCCCAACAGUUUGAACCACCUUUUCAGUACAGAGAAUAAAGUGUGUGUCCCAAGUGCAUGACGGUCCCAAGGGUCGAGAUGGGAACUGUGCCCUUCCCUCCCCUGCUCAUUUUUUUCAUAAGGAAUGUGUUCUUCCUUCUUUGGAGAUGUUAAAACUUUGCCUCUUUUUGAUGAAGCCGAUUUGGCUCUUUAAAGUCUGAUAUUUUUUUCCCCUACUUCCUUCAAGAACCUUAGCAACAAGAAGUUAGCUGCUUCCUUCUCCAAGUCCAGAUGGCUGUCACAGCAGAGCCUGCCAUGCCUCAGAUCCCCCACAGGGUGUGGCUGGUAGUGUUUGUCCCUGCCUCUGAAUGCCCCUCAGGGAGGUGUACCCUUCUAGAGAGGAGCCAAUCUGCUAGGAGGGAAAGGGCCUGACCACUGUC